AUGUCAACUUCCCCAGACACCGCCACGACGGCGACUACGACAUCAGCGCCGCCUUGUCCCGAACAAGAGAAGUCGAAGACGACGCCGACAUCCGAUGACGAUAAAUCCGGGGAAGACAAGGCCGCUUCAUUGCCGCCUCUGUCUGCUGCCGAAUUCCGACAAUACAAUGCCAUGGCCGACCACAUGGACAUGUUUCACAACCACUUUCGCUCGACGUGGAAUCUGCUCUGGAGCGCAUGCGAGUCUGGGAAGCGGCCGGCGGGCAUGUCGCUGCGGGCGUUUAUCAACCAGGGCCUGCAGUUUGUGCACCACCUAGAGAUGCACCACGGGAUCGAGGAGGCGCACAUCUUCCCCGUGCUCGCCCGGCGCAUGCCCGAGUUCAAGGCCGGCAAGGGCAACGGCGCCGCCGAGCUCCUUCGCCAGCACCGACAGAUCCACAAGGGUAUGGACGGGCUCGAGGAGUAUCUCAAGGACGUUCAGGCCGGGCGCGAAGAGUUCAAUCUCGCGCGUCUCCGUGAGCGCAUGGAGAGCUGGUCGGAUGUCCUGUGGACGCACCUUGAUCAGGAGGUCAAGACACUUGGGGCAGAGAAUAUGAGAAAAUACUGGACGCUUGAAGAGAUGAAGCGAAUGCCCAUGUAA
Molecule: messenger RNA, 639 nt
Organism: Pestalotiopsis fici W106-1
Lineage: Eukaryota; Fungi; Ascomycota; Sordariomycetes; Amphisphaeriales; Sporocadaceae
Exons: 1
Coding region: 1-639 (212 amino acids)
Source: RefSeq, a predicted model, not a curated record